AUUUCUUGUAAAUCCACGUGACAUUUCCACAUAGCCACCCACCAUAACAAUACAUUUUUCACAUAACCUAUAUAAUAUAUAUUUUUUUGCUCUAUUAUGUUCUUCAUUAAUAUUUUCUUCUUAUUAUUUAAUCUUCAAAAAUAAAAAUAAAAAAAUAUAUAUAUUCUUGUAAAUCCUCACAACCCCACUUGACAUUUCCACUUGUAAAGCUCAAAGAAUCAAAUCUUUAGCAUCCCCAUACAAAAAUUACAGUUUUUUAACAGUUCUAAAUUCUUGAUUAUUUCUUUUCAGUUCCAUUCAAUCUGGAGAAAAAAUUCAAUCCUAAAUACAUCCCAUAUUCUUGUAAAUUAUUGCAAUCCCACUUGAAAUUUCCACUUUCAAACCUCAAAAAACACAAACUUUAGUAUACCCAUCUAUAAAUUAGAGAUUUGUAAUUGUAAUACAUUCUUGAUUUUUUCCAGUUUCAUUCAAUCUUGAAAAAAAAAACCAAAAAAUCUUAAACCCAUCACAUAUUCUUGUAAAUUAUUGCAACCCCACUUGAAAUUUCCACUCAUAUACCUCAAAAAACACAAACUUUAGUAUAAAAAUUAGAGAUUUUUAAUAGUAGUAGAAAUUCUUGAUUUUUUUUCUACUUUAAUGUCAGUUGCUUGUGGAUUUGAGUGUGUGGUGGUUUUAGGAUGUAUGCGUUGGGUAUGGAAACGUUGCACUUACAUAGGCAAUGAUGACAGUGCCACGUGGCCUCCAGCAACCUACGACGAAUUCGAACCUAUUCCUCGUCUUUGCCGUACAAUUCUUGCUGUCUAUGAAGAUGACCUUCAUAAUCCAAAAUUUCCACCUGAAGGAGGCUAUAGGCUUAACCCCGACUGGGUGGUGAAGCGUGUGGCAUAUCGAGAAACACUAGGUAAUGCUCCACCUUAUUUGAUUUACCUUGAUCAUGAGCACCAUGAGAUUGUUGUAGCCAUCAGGGGUUUAAAUUUGUAUAAAGAAAGUGAUUAUAAAGUCUUGAUGGAUAAUAAGCUUGGGCAGCAGAUGUUUGAUGGUGGUUAUGUGCAUCAUGGUUUGUUGAAGGCAGCAAUUUGGAUGUUGAAUAAAGAAUCCGAGACUUUGAAAAGGCUUUGGAUUGAGAAUGGGAAGAGUUACAAGAUGAUAUUUAUCGGGCAUUCUUUGGGUUCUGGAGUUGCAUCAUUGUUGACUAUAAUUGUGGCGAAUCACGGGGAUAGAUUAGGGGGUAUUCCAAGGAGUUUAAUCAGUUGCUAUGCUCUUGCUCCUGCUAGGUGUAUGUCACUCAAUUUGGCUGUUAAAUAUGCUGAUGUUAUCCACUCAGUGGUUUUGCAGGAUGAUUUCUUACCACGGACACCCACUCCACUGGAAGAUAUAUUCAAAUCCGUCUUUUGUUUACCAUGCUUGUUAUUUUUGGUGUGCUUGAGAGAUACUUUCAUACCAGAAGGUAGGAAGCUCAGAGAUCCAAGAAGAUUAUAUGCACCUGGUCGAAUGUAUCAUGUCGUUGAAAGAAAAUUUUGCAGGUGUGGGAGAUUCCCUCCAGAUGUUAGAACUGCUAUCCCCGUUGAUGGAAGAUUUGAACAUAUCGUGUUGUCAUGCAAUGCUACAUCUGAUCAUGGAAUUAUUUGGAUACAAAGAGAAUCAGAGAAGGCGUUAGCGAGACUCAAGGAGACUGUAAGUGCCGAGGCAGCAACGACUCCACCACCAGUGCAGAAAAUCGAAAGACAGCACACGCUAGAAAAAGAACACAAGAAGGCAUUAGAAAGAGCUGUCACUUUAAAUAUUCCACACGCCGUGCCAACAGACACAGGCGAGGAGCCAUCAGUACAAAAAGAGGAGGAGGAAUCAACGCGAGGAGUAACAGAGACGGCUUCUCUCAUAGAAGAUACAUCCACAAGUACAGGUCAUUCCACCGAUGCAAGAACUAACUGGAACGAUGUAGUUGAAAAGCUUUUCAUGCGAGAUGAAAUGGGGAAGUUAACAUUGAACAAAGAAACAAGUGGUAAUACUGAAUGACAACUCCCUUUAAAGGUGCUUUCUCUCUUCGUAAUUUUUUUUUAUUCAAAUUUUUUUGUGAUGAUUGAAAAAAGUAUUAUUGCUGUUCAAUUAUUUGUACAUUUUUCUUAUGUAAAACAAUAUAUCUGAAUUAGAAUGUACAAUUCUAAAGCCCCAGAGAGGGAAAUAUAGAGGCAGAAAGAAAUGAUAAUUGGUUGUAAUUGCAUUUUUAUUUGUUUUGUAUGUGAAAUGUUUUAUGUUAAAUCUGAAUUUCUACUUUA
Solanum dulcamara is the source of this 2276-nucleotide messenger RNA. RefSeq lists its product as uncharacterized. The transcript has 6 exons. The record is from RefSeq and is a predicted model, not a curated record. The coding region runs from base 637 to 2016 and encodes 459 amino acids. Gene Ontology annotation, biological process: lipid catabolic process. Lineage: Eukaryota; Viridiplantae; Streptophyta; Magnoliopsida; Solanales; Solanaceae.